AUGGGCAAAUUAUUUUCUGCAAUACAAGGGGAAAUAUGCACAGAAGAUUUGGGUUCAUGUGAUGAUACUUGCAAUUCAAAGUGUGCAUCAAAACAUCCAAAUGGUAAAGGCUUUUGUGAUUCUUCCUCCCAUUUAUGCAAGUGCUAUUAUGAAUACUGCACUGCACCACCAUCAUCAUUCCCACCACCGCCACCGCCACCGCCACCAACACCACCAAACCAAAAAACAUGCACUGCUGGCAUUGGUAGAUGCAGUGCAGCCUGUAAUGAUGCAUGUUGUAAUGAAAAUUGUGCUGCUAAAUAUCCUGGACCUUAUGGAGGCCAUGGAAUAUGCUUCAAUGCUCUUGGACCUAGCAUAUACAACAUGUGCCUUUGCAUAUUUGAUUGUUCAAAUCUUCGGAAGAUUUAA
This is a messenger RNA of Pistacia vera, 408 nucleotides long. Its product is annotated as defensin-like protein 182. The coding region runs from base 1 to 408 and encodes 135 amino acids. The transcript has a single exon. NCBI's taxonomy places the organism in Eukaryota, Viridiplantae, Streptophyta, Magnoliopsida, Sapindales, Anacardiaceae. The record is from RefSeq and is a predicted model, not a curated record.